Betta splendens (Siamese fighting fish) is the source of this 1109-nucleotide messenger RNA. Its product is annotated as homeobox protein vent1-like. Lineage: Eukaryota; Metazoa; Chordata; Actinopteri; Anabantiformes; Osphronemidae. Gene Ontology annotation, biological process: cell differentiation; regulation of transcription by RNA polymerase II. Gene Ontology annotation, cellular component: nucleus. Gene Ontology annotation, molecular function: DNA-binding transcription factor activity, RNA polymerase II-specific; RNA polymerase II cis-regulatory region sequence-specific DNA binding. The record is from RefSeq and is a predicted model, not a curated record.
CGGGAACGAUCAGGCGUUAACAAGGGCCUCUACAUAUGCAAAUGGAGUCGAGGGCCAGAUCCCUAUAAAUGCUGAUCCUGACGCGGGGGGCCACCGCACACGCCCUCUGGCAUCCGUAGGAUUCACAUGUCACCGAGCAGCACUGGGAAGAAGAUGGUGAAAUACUUUUCCGUGGACUGGCUGGCCCAGAGCCAUCAGAACACCGGGCUGACGGAGCACGGACCGGGCGCGGAUGCUGCGCCAACCAGCAGACCUCACAUCCCCUGCAUGGUGCCGCCGCGUCCUCCGACGUUUGGCAAAGGUUACCUGCAGCUGAAGCCCACGGCACCAAAGUCUACGGAGCACGUGGGGUCAGCGGAGAGCAACGGGCGCGAGGACUCGCCCCUGCCUCCAUCCAGCUGCGCGUCACCAAUUUCAGAAAACAGCGGGUAUUCAUCCGGGUACGAGAGCGAGGCGGCCUCGUCAGAGUGUCUCUCCGUGGAUGACGGACGCGAUGGGGAGAAAGACGCGCCGCAGCGUCGCGCGCGCACGAAGUUCAGCCCGGAGCAGAUCGGCAAACUGGAGAAGAUCUUCAAUAAGCACAAAUACCUGGACGCCGGAGAGAGAGUGAAGACGGCACAGAAGCUAAACCUCACAGAAACGCAGGUUCGCACGUGGUUUCAGAACCGCAGGAUGAAGCUGAAGCGCGAGGUCCAGGACUACCUCGCCCCGCCAGUACCGCCGCUCAUGUUCCAGCCCCUGCCCCCGGCUCAGUACCACAGCAUGGGCGGCCAGCAGCCCCACUUCCCGGGGAGCGAGCCGGCCUUUCACCCGCUGCCCGUUCCGCACAUUGUCUUCCAGCAGCAGAUGCCGGCUUAUCACCCUCCUCACCUCAUGAUCCACAACCAACACUUCUACUGAAGACACUGUCGAACUCUGUGACUGAAACACUUAACGUUUGUGCAAUUCGUAGUUUAAUGUGUAAUAUUAUUAUAUUUGUUAAAAAAGGUUGUAUAUAAUUUAAAGAUGAAUAUAUUUAUCAUUAAAUAAAAUGUAUCUUAUCUACUGUAGCUAUUGUCUUUGCGCCUGUCUGUAUCUUCUCACACACACACACACACACACACACACAC